Tigriopus californicus is the source of this 1296-nucleotide messenger RNA. RefSeq lists its product as uncharacterized. Bases 105 to 1262 code for a protein of 385 amino acids. The record is from RefSeq and is a predicted model, not a curated record. Lineage: Eukaryota; Metazoa; Arthropoda; Copepoda; Harpacticoida; Harpacticidae. Gene Ontology annotation, molecular function: protein binding. The transcript has 5 exons.
GAGCACUUUACGGAAGAGAGUGAUCUGCAUUCAGUUCGGUACGUUUGCCAAUAUCAGAUUACUCAUGCCACAGUGGUCCUUUUCUGUUUUCAUGGCAGUUGAAAAUGAUAUCAUUUGUAAUCUUGGCUUGUUUGAUUGUUCAUGAUUCCGAAAGUUGCUCACGUCAAUCUGACUUGGAAACGGACGUUUUAGAUGGAAGCGGAAGCCAGGCGGAUGGCGGGAGUGGAGGUGGAAGGUCCUUAGUUUUGGCCAUUGGAGGAAUCAGAGCACGAAAUGGAUCCCACGAAGUUGGAUCAACUGAGGUGGAUAUCUUGAACGACCAUGGACUGUGUUCUUCAGACACAAGAAUGUCCUUACCAAUUUCAAUUUGUAAGCACAAGGCCAUUCGAUUGGAACAAUUUGGAGCUGUUCUCGUGUGUGGGACGAAAAACUGUAGAUUGGAAACCGAGAAUCUCGGAGAGUUUCAUGACCUUGAGCACGGGAACAACCAUAUUUGUUUGGUCUGGCAACGAGGUUCGAAAUCUCAGUUCGAGCUUUUGCACGCGAUCAAAUCGAGAUUGCCAAUGAAAACUGGAACCGGAAAGUCCAGGGAGUUUGAUUUUGUGAGUACUGGAAAAGACGGACUUAUGUUUCGACAAUCGGGCGAGACUGCAACAUGGAAAGGAAUCAUUGACGAAAGGUUCCAAAUGUUCUGGUAUGAGGUCAAACCACUCCCACAGCCUUUUGAGGGAACUUGCUCGUUGUCAUUAGAUGGGAGAUUUUACAUCUUGGGGGGACACCGGCCAAUGUUUGAUGGAGGCACUCACUUAUCGCCACAUUUGUUACGGUAUGUUGAAACUGAUCUUGGGCAUCAAGUUGGAUGGCAAAUGGUGGAUCCAAUGGACAUUCCAUCCACUAAUAUGGCUUGUGUUGCCUUGGACCAAGGUGUUUUAGCCUUAGGGGGUGAGAACGAAAAACCAAUCAUGUGGUCCAAAAUCAAGGAUCAGUGGAUCAAAUAUGAAGCAAAUCCGUUCUUGGGACAUGAAAUGCAAAAGGGUUCCACGCUCGCCAAAUGCGUGGUCCACGGGCACGAGAGAGUAUUCCUCAUUGGAGGAGAAAGUGAAGGAGGUUCUCGAGUCACUUACCAGAAUCGUUUCAGUAACAAAAUCCGGACUUGGUCACCGCCCAACAAGGAGUGGAACACGAUGGAACAAGUUCUUCAGGAGCCUAGAGCUGAAGUUGCGGUAGUGGAGAUACCGAAGUCUUGGAUACCUUGGUGUUGAUUAAUUUAAUGAAUAAAGUCUUGAAUGCUGAUGA